AUGCUCACCUCAACCUUCUUCCUCAGCCUCCUCGGCCUUGCAGCGGCCUCACCAGUCCAGCCUCAUAUCAACGUGAACCCCAAAUACCCUUCACGCUCGACAUCAAAGGGCUUCAAGCUCGUCGUCAACGUCACAGACCACUCCAAGGACUUUGAUCCCCCCAUCCACAACACCGAGCUCACCAGCAUCCACACCGGAGCCGGCCUCGCCCUCGUCGGAGUUAUCGAGAAGGAAGGUCGUAUCUUCUACCAAAACGGUACCAAGGAGGAGCGCCAAAACGGCGAGGCUACUGUCAUCAGCGACGGUGGCACUCCCUUGACUCCCAAUGGCAUCGCUCUCGUGGCCGACAAGAAGAACAAGAACAUUUUCGGUGCUACUCUCAACUUUGAGCCCGGCACACCCGGUGUUCAGUUGAACCAGCCCGAGGACCCCUACACAUAUCUGCUGCCCGAGACUUUUGUGGCGUGUAACAAGAGCUUGGAAUACUACCAGGGCAAGCACUUCAUCGUCAUUGAGCAGGCACACCUCACCAUCGACAAGAACAACAAGAUCCAGCGCAACAUCCCCAAGGGUUGUGCCCCCAUCCGCCUCGUGCCCCAGUGUGCCGAGUUGGAAACUCUUCCUAAGGGAUCGUACUCCAGCCACAAGUACGCCCUUGAGUCCAAGUGCUACAAGGAUGUUUCCAAGAUCCAGUGGAAGAAGUACAGCCCUUAA
Fusarium tjaetaba is the source of this 714-nucleotide messenger RNA. RefSeq lists its product as uncharacterized. NCBI's taxonomy places the organism in Eukaryota, Fungi, Ascomycota, Sordariomycetes, Hypocreales, Nectriaceae. The record is from RefSeq and is a predicted model, not a curated record. The transcript has a single exon. Bases 1 to 714 code for a protein of 237 amino acids.